Cheilinus undulatus (humphead wrasse) is the source of this 3983-nucleotide messenger RNA. RefSeq names its product arrestin domain-containing protein 3-like. Gene Ontology annotation, biological process: protein transport. Gene Ontology annotation, cellular component: plasma membrane; cytoplasm. The coding region runs from base 43 to 1497 and encodes 484 amino acids. The record is from RefSeq and is a predicted model, not a curated record. The transcript has 6 exons. Lineage: Eukaryota; Metazoa; Chordata; Actinopteri; Labriformes; Labridae.
CAGUUAAACAGUGUGAUAGCUUUACUUUGUUAAGCAGUGGAAAUGAGCGCCUGGUGGCGUUUUUCAUCAUUACCAGCCCUGGUAAAGAAUUUCAAGCUGACUUACGAUGCUCCAAAUGAGGACAACACCUUCACCGCUGGAGACACUAUCACGGGCACGCUGACGUUCACUUUGACCAGCGACACCAAAGUGAAAAGCGUCAGUGUCGAAGCCAUAGGGUGCGCGAGCGCGACAUGGAAUGCUAUUGAAGACAAUUCACUAUACUCUGAAACCAGAAACUACUUCACAUACAAAGAAGCAGUUGUUGUGGAUAGUUCACACGGAACUAUGCUUUCAGAAGGAGAGCAUUGCCAUAGAUUCAAGUUUCAAAUCCCACCAGGAGAUUGGCCAUCAUCCUUCAAGGGCUGUAAUGGAGACAUCACCUACAUGCUUGAAGCAAAGAUAUUCAGGAGCUGGAAGUUCCCUUUGAUAAUGCGAAAGAAGCUUAAAUUUAGGUCAAAGUCCCUUCAGAUUCCGAGCCAGUGUCGCGUUUCUGGGUCAGCGGGGAAAAAAAAGGUUGAAAUUUCUGCUACUGUUGACAAAAAGGUCUGCUGUCCAGGGGACAUUUUGUCAGUUGUUGUCGAUAUCUGCAACUCCUCGUCCAAGGAUAUUAGACCAAAAUUGCAGUUAUUCCAGAGAGAAAUCUACCGCGCAGAGGGCUCCACCACCAGCAGCGAACUGUCUCAUGGCAAAAUUGUAGAAAAAUAUAUUGCACAAAACUCACAGAAAACUAUCUUCUGCCAGCUGAGGGUUCCUGUAGAUGCUGUUCACAGCAUCAACAACUGUGAAAUCAUCACAGUGGAAUAUUUCAUCAGGGCAUAUGUGGACAUCAGUUUUACCACUGGUCCAGAGGUAGAGCUCCCAGUGGUGGUUAUUCCCAACAGAUUUGCGUCCCAAAUACAUGAGGCUAUGGGGCCUGACCCCAGUUACACUAACUCCCCUUUGCCUGCAUACCCUACAGGACGUUAUCCUGUACCUACCAGUCCUAGUGCCCCCUUUCGGCCUGGACAAGCUUUGGGACCUUACCCUGACAGCCCUGCUAGGGCUCCCAGUUACAGUGACUCCCCUCCCCCAGCUUACUCUCCAGGACCUUAUCGUGCCUUUUUUUACUCUGGACAGACUAUGGGGCCUAACCUAGCUGAAGCUGUUGGAGGCUGUGACUUCCCUCCUCCAGGAUCUUAUCCUGCACCCACAGAUCAAGAUGCUUGUGGAUUCCCAGCACCAGUUCAUACUCAACCUGCACCUUUAAGAAGUGGCUUUAGUGAUCAGUGGCCUCAACAGCCUCCUCCUUAUGGUGACCCUCCUGCAGCUUUCCAUCCACUAGCCCCCAGUGCUCAGCCUCAGUUUCAGCAGGGAGAAAACCCUCCAGAUUAUUUUUCCAUUAACUCCCCUCCUACUUACCAACAGCACAGACACGGUGGAACGAUAGCAUUGAGAUUUGACGUACAGCAGAUAUGAUGUUUUCACCGAACACAGGACCUGUUCCUCAUCCCCCAACGCUUAAUUUAUCCUCUUGUGAGUGAGAGAGAAAUCUUUGACAUUCUUCACAUUUGCAGUUACCUGGUGCUGGUCAUGAUGAUCUUAAAACUAAAUAUUGAACCAGUGCCUCCCCCACUAUUUUACUGCCACUGUGUCGUAUCUUCAAUUAUUCUCUUCAAACAGGUGUUGAACUGGACCAACUGAAAUGGGCCAAAGUUAUUUCAAUAUUUAAAACCCAUGAUCAGUCCAUAUUUUCAAAUUAUUGACCAAUUAAAUUUGGUUGUUUUUCCAAAAUAGUUUACCAUAGAUUAGUCAAACACCUAACGGACAAUAACUACAUCAGUAUGGAUUCUUUGAAAAUCCCUCCACCUUUGAUCUAAUUUGCUUCCACAAUAUCUACAGCUUUAGAUGAUAAGGAAUAUACAGUUGGAGUUUUUAUUGACUCAUCUUAAGCCUUCCACACUGUAGGUUAAAGAGAGUUAUAAGCUAAGCCACAGGCUCAUGUGGUGUCUGGUGUUGAAUUUGAUUGGUUUAGAAGUUACUAGCAGGAAAACAUGUUGUUUGCACUGAAGCUAGAUCAUCAUACAGUAACAUUACAGUGUGGUGUUCCACAGGGCUCUGUACAGAGCCCUUUUUUAUUCCUUACAUGACUUGCAUAUAUCAAAAGAAGCUUUUUCCAAAGUGAAAUUUUAACUCGGUUCUUAUACCACCUUCAAUGCUGCAGUUAUUUGACAGUGUUGAUUCAUUCAGUGUUUGUCCACCUCAGUUGAUCUAAGGUCUGUCCAAUACAAUUUCAAAUCUUGGGGUAUGUAGCUUUUCCCAUGAUGCCCUGUGCAGAGUGUUUAAAUUUGUUUAGAUGUCUUUUGAUGCUACUGUUGUACAGUUAUCAACUGCUGGAAUAUCUGCUCCUGUUUCUGUUGGAUUGUUGUUGUUUUUUUUUUAAUGUUGAACACUACUGCACCAUGAGUGUAGUUGUUCACUGAGUUAGACACUUCGCACCUGUGGAGUUGGGACGGUCAGUUUGUAAAGACAGUCAUCACUUAAACCUGCUGAGGUAACCUCAUUUAAAGGUAAAAUUAAGAGCAUAUCAAAGGUGCACAGAAAUAUAUCAGUUACUAAUACUGUAAAUGCUUGAAACACCUCCAGUGAGAAUUAUAUAAUAAUAAUAAUAAAGUAUGCUUUAAUGAGUCAGAAGACAACACUCAGGGAGAUAAAAUCUAAUACUAUUACAGAACUUGGGAUCUGUAAUAACACUAGCAGUUUUGCUGUGUAGAGUUGAUUUGUUUUAACAUAGGAGAAAAUUAUCAACAGUACUGAGAGUAAUUUUAACACUUUUUAAAGAUAUUCAACCUGUAUUGUUAACUUUUUAUCACACUAAACUUUUGCUCUUUUUAAAGUUAAUUUAACUCUUUAAUUUUAAUGCUAGGGAAAGAGUAAAUUUAACACCAAUUCAUUUUUUGAUCUCAAAUACAGCUUUAUACUUGACUCUUGAAGUGUUACUUGAACACUGUAAAAUAAACUUUUUACUACUAUUUGUAUCACAGAUGAAGAUGAACACAGCAAAAUCAUUGCACAGUGUGGUGUUUCACAGAGCUCCACACUGAGCCCUCUUUUACUCCUGAAUGACUUCCCUUUAAUAUCCAAAUAAGCUUUUUCAUUUUAACACAUAAAAAGAUGAACACAAGUUAACUACUUGCAUGAUUGACUUCUGGUUCAAAUGCAAUUAAAUAUUUCUUAAUGUUGAAAUGAGUGUUUAUAUGAUCGUCAAGCCUACAUGUAAAACUCUGAUAUGUUUUUUAUUCAUAGCAAGCUCACCUGGAGAAGGCAUUCAACAUCUGAGCCCUAUAAAGUGGCAAAUAAAAAUGUGAUGAUGUAAUGUGCAAGAUACAUCUUGUCAAGACAAACCUUGUGGAUUUGUAUUACAGUAUGUCUUAUCCUUUUAUAUCUCAAGGCAAUAUAGUAGCGGAUACAAUGGGAAAAAAACAAUAGCCCUUCCAACUCAUUACUGCAAAAUAAAUUUCUCCAAAUUGUUACGUACUCCAUCUGGAAUCCUUAUACUGCUCAUUUAUUUCUGCUCACUUAAGCCUGCAAUUAUAAGCAGAUUUCAUGUAAAUACACUGCAAAAAGGCACAUUUAUUUUUUCUGUUCCUCAGCACUUUAUCUCCUAAAUCCUUUAACACCUUUUUGUGACUAUGUCUGAGAUCCACUAUAUCAUACCAGAUCUGAUGAUCUUCAACAUAAGAUCAUAAAGAUCUUAAUCAAGUGCUUUUAUUAGUAUACAGAAAUAUAUGAAUGCAUGCUUAAGAAAAACAAUCGACUGAUUGUAAGGUAUUAUCUUACCGCUGAUAGACUCAAUAUCUAAAUUUUGUUUGUAUUUUGUUGCAGUGUUUUUGUACUGGUGUUAGGUGGGAUCCUUUUAUGAGCUGUUGGGGGUCUCUUUUGGCUCACCUGUGCAUUUUUAUUUC